AAGGCCAUGGCCCAGAAGAGCCUCACAGGCCACGCCAACGACCUGCCCUACGGAGACCUGGCCUCCGAGGUGACCAGGCGCAGAGUCACCAUGGCCACGGGAGAAGAGAUAUCUACCAAGAAAAGUGAUGAAGCCGGGGAGAUGCCCCCCACUCUGGACUCGGAGCAAGGCCCUGCUGGCGUGGCUGGCCCUUCAGAACCCCCCGCGCCGCCUCCUUCCCCCGCUGAAGACUGCAGAGUCUGAGCCGGCUGUGAGAGCCCGCCAGGAGGUCAGGGGUGUCCUUGAAGACGGUCUUGUCUUAGAACAUCUUUGUUCUUCCUUUCCUCACCAUCACGGCUGAGUGGUGUUUAUCCUCACGAGUGCACUAGGGCAACCUUUGGUUUUUCAAGCCAAGUCAAUGAUUUACAUCCAUAUUUGAGCUUUCAUUUGCCUUGUUCUAUGGAGAGUCGUCAAUUGUAUUUGAAUUAAAAAAAAAAAAAAAAAGACGAGACUUCAGUGUUUGUUAUUAAAUCGGGUUGGUGAAAAGUCCAGGAAUCUGUGACUUUAAAGAACUGCGCUACGGAGAACUAGGAGAGAUUUGGGCUUUCAAAGCUCAGCCAGGCACAUUACAGUCCUGUGGCCUGUGCACUUG
Molecule: messenger RNA, 631 nt
Organism: Neogale vison (American mink)
Lineage: Eukaryota; Metazoa; Chordata; Mammalia; Carnivora; Mustelidae
Gene: MYOCOS
Product: myocilin opposite strand
Exons: 2
Coding region: 7-243 (78 amino acids)
Source: RefSeq, a predicted model, not a curated record